AUGGGUGAGAAGGUGGUGAGCUUUACAGGGAUUAAAGGGUUCGUCACGGUAGCAUGGGGGUAUCCCAAAAAUUUGGGAGUAGUAGAGCUGGGUCCGAACCUUUUUCAAUUCAAUUUACCGAACCCUGGUGAUAGGGAAAAGAUCCUGGAAAGAGGACCUUGGGUUAUAGAUAACCAAAUGCUGGUGGUGAACAGGUGGAUGGAAGGUAUAGAAGGUAAUAUGGAGGCCUUUAAAUUGGCUCCUAUGUGGGUGCAAGUGUGGAAUUUACCGAUUCAUUGGAUUACUAAAGAGAUUGGUCGUAAGAUAGGGGCAGUGUUUCAUCAAGUCAAGGAUGUUAUAAUCCCCCAAAUGGGGGGUAAGGAAGGAAGGCAUUUGAAGAUGUUUGUGACUGUGGAUUUGUCAAAACCCCUGCUAAGAAGGACCAUAGUAAAAACUGAGGAAAUUUUGACUUGGGUAGCGUUUAAGUACGAAAGAUGUCCUGAUUUCUGUUAUAAUUGUGGGUUCGUAGGACAUGGUGAGAGAACUUGCACCAGUCAGCUAGAAGUGUUAGGUAGAAAUGUGGACAAUCAGUAUGGCCCCUGGUUGAGAGCAGGAAACACUAAGAGCUCACCACAGACCAAGCAAUCUAGACAUGAGGUGGAUAAGGAUAAACGUUACUGGAAGUUCCUCAAUGGAAAUUUAGUUGAAAUAGCCCAGCCGAGUAGUGUUCUGGAAAAGAACCAACUAGAGUUGAAUAAGGUCUUGGAGAGGGAGAGGCAGGAUCGUCAGAACCUUUCUAAAGACCUGAAUGAUUUGAGUGUUGAUGGUGAAGUGUCUGGUCUCUUUCAGGAGGAAGUACACACAGGGGGUUCUCUUAGGCAACAAGAGGUGCAGGAACAGGCUGAGAGGGGUAAGGAUGAACAGAAAGGCGCUCUUGUAGUUGGAGCAGCCAAGACCCCCCUUGUAGAAAGUUGUGCUGAGAUGGAGGAGGAUAGCUCUCUGGCUAUACCAGUUGUUAGUAAUGUUGGUAAUUUGGAGGGAGCUCUAGAGGGAGAAAUGCUAUUACAGGAGAUGUUUAAUAAAAAUGGGAAAGUGCAGGAGGCUAUUAGGAAGCAGUAA
Molecule: messenger RNA, 1098 nt
Organism: Coffea eugenioides
Lineage: Eukaryota; Viridiplantae; Streptophyta; Magnoliopsida; Gentianales; Rubiaceae
Exons: 1
Coding region: 1-1098 (365 amino acids)
Molecular function (GO): zinc ion binding; nucleic acid binding
Source: RefSeq, a predicted model, not a curated record